AUGGAUGCCUAUGCAGCUGCCAGUGACACGUGUGGUCCUUCCGCCCUCUCUCACGCGCAAGCAACGCGCCACACUGCAUGCGGGGGAUUCACGGUGGGAACUCACAGCGGGGGAUUCACGGUGGGAACUCACAGCGGGGGAUUCACGGUGGGAACUCACAGCGGGGGAUUCACGGUGGGAACUCACAGCGGGGGAUUCACGGUGGGAACUCACAGCGGGGGAUUCACGGUGGGAACUCACAGCGGGGGAUUCACGGUGGGAACUCACAGCGGGGGAUUCACGGUGGGAACUCACAGCGGGGGAUUCACGGUGGGAACUCACAGCGGGGGAUUCACGGUGGGAACUCACAGCGGGGGAUUCACGGUGGGAACUCACAGCGGGGGAUUCAUGGUGGGAACUCACAGCGGGGGAUUCACGGUGGGAACUCACAGCGGGGGAUUCACGGUGGGAACUCACAGCGGGGGAUUCACGGUGGGAACUCACAGCGGGGGAUUCACGGUGGGAACUCACAGCGGGGGAUUCACGGUGGGAACUCACAGCGGGGGAUUCACGGUGGGAACUCACAGCGGGGGAUUCACGGUGGGAACUCACGGUGGCACAUCUUGA
Closterium sp. Naga37s-1 is the source of this 606-nucleotide messenger RNA. Lineage: Eukaryota; Viridiplantae; Streptophyta; Zygnematophyceae; Desmidiales; Closteriaceae. The record is from the annotation of a GenBank genome assembly.